Molecule: messenger RNA, 2907 nt
Organism: Ixodes scapularis (black-legged tick)
Lineage: Eukaryota; Metazoa; Arthropoda; Arachnida; Ixodida; Ixodidae
Product: chitin deacetylase 8
Exons: 3
Coding region: 101-1723 (540 amino acids)
Biological process (GO): carbohydrate metabolic process
Source: RefSeq, a predicted model, not a curated record
AUCGAAGGUCAUACGCAAAGUAUUUAUCUAAUCUAGCAAGCUCUGAAAAGGCACUGGUGUCACAUUCCGGACGCCGAAAGCUUCGCGUUGUAAUCGAAGGAUGAAUCUCUGCAGGCUCUUCACCGUGCUCAUUCUAGGAUGUCUGAGGUUCUCUUCUUCGGUGCCAAGCGUCCCGAAGGAAACCAAUUCGCUUCCGGCUAAGGUAAGCUUUGCACUGCUGUCCUCAAACGUGGACCAGUCCGUCCAACACAAAAUCCAACUGCCGAGUGAUCCAGUCGUAGACGGAAAAACCGGCGCGACGAACAGUCCCGGCGGAUCAAUCAAGAUAUCACAGAAGGAGAAGCUGGUCAUCACCGUUGAGAGAACGUCCAAUAGCACAUCAGAGACUUCGUCGGACAAUCCACAAUGUUCCAAUGGUGCCUCUUUAGAAGGGCAGACAUGCGUCGCGAAAGGAGCGCUGGAAACGCUGCUAUCUGUGGUGGACGAGCUCAAGAGAUAUCUGGGAGGCCGAAAUCAAUCGGUCCAGGAUCACGCUUUGCUCGUUACGACUCAGGUGCCCGAAGCGACACCUUCGACAGUUCCACCUAGGAUCGACACCAAGCUCUACAGACCGGAGAAUAGCGGUUGCGACGCCCAAAGAUGCAGGCUUCCCAGUUGCGCGUGCAGCAGCGAACUGCCACCAGGAGGACUCGCGUUGAAGGACACGCCGCAGUUGGUGAUGCUGACAUUCAACCACACGGUUCACGAAGGCAACAUUCCGUUCUUCUACAAACUUUUCGGUGGGGCCCACAAGAAGAACAAGGCGACGGGUUGCGACAUCUCGGUCACCUUCUUCGUUUCCGCCGACAUCGAUUAUGUGUUCAUGAACGAUUUUUACUUUAUUGGCAAUGAAAUCGCUCUUCAUUCUAUCAGCAUUCGAAACGACCCUGACUUCUGGAGGUCCUUGAGCCCGGAACAAUGGGCGCGCGAAGUCGCCGACCAGAGGAAGAUGCUGGAGACGUUCGGCAACAUCACGGCAGGCGACGUGAAGGGUUUCAGGGGCCCUUUCUUCAACGCGGGCGGAGACAAGGGAUUUAAAGCGCUCCAGAGCAGCAACGUCAAGUACGACAACUCGCUCGUCCACCUGAGGCGUCGUGGGGAAGACCUUCCGCUGUAUCCCUACACACUGGACCACGGAUUCAAGAUGCCGUGCGUCGUUGAGCCCUGUCCUCGAGACCCGUAUCCCGGAUUCUGGGUCUUCCCCAUCAACGUGUACCUCAAGAGCCAAGUCGUCGAUGGGCAAGAUCAUGAGGUACCCUGUCCCUACGGAGACCCGUGCGAGCCGCAGCCGACCACCGCCGACGACACGUUCCGCUACCUGAGGUCUCACUUUGAUCAGCACUACAACACGAACAGGGCACCGUUCCAACUUUCUUUGAGUGAAGAGUGGCUGAAGGAUCCCAAGCGCCAGGACGGCUACAUGGCCUUCGUGGAAUGGCUGCUGCAGAAGGAAGACGUCCACCUGGUCUCCAUGUCCCAGGCCCUCGAGUUCAUGAGGAAUCCGAUGUCUCUGAGCCGCUACAAUCAGCAUCAAUGUGAAACACACGACGGUAGGACACCCUGUCGUGACCCGAAGUCGUGUCUCUACCCCUCCACUCCACUGGGCAACUUCCGGUUCAUGCGCAUUUGCUCAGACACGUGCCCGCCAAACUUUCCGUGGCUGAACAAUCCUUUGGGACACUGAACGUGCGUCUAGCGCUCUACUCUAUACGUCCGAGCUUUCAAACGGCACGUUUCUAUUCGGCGAGGAAGGUAUAAGCAUAUGGCGUUUCCUCCGGAGGUGCAGCAACACUCAUGUGUCCGAGAGAGGCGAUUGCCAAGAUUGGAAAGCAAUAAAGCUCCAAAAGUAGAAACAUUAUAGGCUAGUUGGUGCAUGGAGAGCCUGGCAGACAAGGACACGCGAAGACAUCACAAUGCGCUAGCGGUGUUCUUUUUUCUUUCUUGUUAUCUUCGCACUAUCUGCGGUCGGGGUCAGUGACGUUUUCCUGCAAAGUGCCGAAUCGUCGCAAAGGAGGGACGGAGGGGGGGUCAGACUAUUUUCAUAAAAGGAAGAAAAACCGUCACGAGUUCGACGUGAUGUGUCAAGAUGUUUUCUUGAUUUAGGCGCACGUACAGCAAAAUUGGCCGAUCCUACUCGCAGUAGUAGAUUUUUGGUGUCCGAUAUUGCUUGCCAAGAUGCGAACAUAUUAACUAAAGCUAUACUAGCCGUGAGUCGUUAAACGUUUUGGAUGUGUUCAUCUGUCAUUUACAAAAAAAAAAAACAGGUCUGAUUUCACGGUCCUCGUUGAAAAGCUAUGACCGCACAUAUAUGCGCAGAAAAGAAACACUGCAAUGAAAGCUGCUGGGACCCUAGAGUUAUUAUAAUGUACGCUAGAGGUUCAACUGGCGCUAGUGUCUAUGCGACUUCCGGGAGGCAAAUUGAAGCAGACAGCAACCAGUCUACUUUUGCGAUGUUCCUGUGCAUUCCUAUGGGAAAACCCGUGUGAAAUUUGUCUCUUCGCCGGAAAAUAACAUGAAUAACUUUUAUUAUUUCGGCUGUGCCGGAUAGCAUGUACAUUUAUCAAUAUUGUAAAAGUGUAAUUGCUUUAAUUACAGCAUUUUUCUUUACCACUGAACGAUGUUAAGCUUCGCUAUAUUUCAGGCCCAAGCCUGUGUUUCAUGGCAGGUAUGUAAAAACGAGCGACGAUUCUAAGCAAACUAACCAUUGAAAAGAAUGUGGAGUGUGUUCAAGGUUCGCUAGCAUUGCGGUGGCGCUUAUGUAUUGCUAAUAUGCCCGUCCUGUCACUCUAUGAAAAUGACUUCUUCGUGCUUCUUUACGACGGUUAACAAACAUUUGAAUGUAAGAAAUAAAGUACGUGGACUACGAAA